GACAAAAUUUGACAGAACUGUGUGUGCAAGCUACGCGUUGAGGAAAUAGUUAAUAAAAUCUUGAUUUUUACGAUAAAAUCGUAUAUUUUCGCUAAAAUCGUCCUUUAAAAAGCUGUUCAAGCUAUCCACCGAUAUGGGACGAAAACGGGAUAGUGAAGGAUCCGGUUCUGAUUCCGACUCGAGUCGUGGCAGUCGCAGCCGUAGCGGCACACCACAAGUCGCUCCCACUCCGGGUCACUCGCUGGAGCAUCACGAUUCCCGAUCCAACUCUCCGGCAAAUCGGUCUCGCUCCGGUACUCCACAAAAUCGCAGCCGUUCGAACUCGGCCGGCUCUCACCGGUCUCGUUCCGGAUCCCGUCAUUCAGGCAAAUCUCGUUCCGGUUCCCGUUCUCGUUCUCAGUCACCGGCCGGUUCUCAAAGGUCCCGUUCAGACUCACCCCGAUCCCGUUCGGGAUCCAGAAGCCCACCCGGGUCACAACACUCCAAAAGAUCUCGUUCGCGAUCGCAAGCAUCGCCGACUGGCAGUGCCAAAUCACGUUCCCGCAGUGGAUCUCCGGCGAACAGAUCUCAAAGCGGAAGUCCCGCUAGAUCCAGAAGUGGAUCGCGAUCUAGGUCAGGUUCUCCGGCCAAAUCCCAAUCAAGCCGUAGAUCACGAUCGCGGUCGCGCAAAUCCGGAUCGCGUUCACCGUCGCCUGUGAAGUCAGCACGGUCUAAAUCUGGAUCCCGUUCGCCGUCCCCAUCGAAAUCAGCACGGUCCAAGUCUGGAUCCCGUUCGCCGUCACCUGCGAAGUCGGCACGGUCCAAGUCUGGAUCCCGUUCACCGUCGCCAACGAAAUCGGCGCGGUCCAAGUCUAGAUCCCGUUCGCCAUCACCACUGAAAUCGGCACGAUCCAAGUCUGGAUCGCGUUCUCCGUCGCCAGUAAAAUCGGCACGGUCCAAGUCUGGAUCGCGGUCUCCAUCGAGAAGUGGACGUAGUCGUUCAGGUUCGGUUGAUUCCGACGUGGGAGAUAAACGGAAGCGAGCCGUUAUAUCCAGUGAUUCCGGAUCGGACGCCGAGAAGGUGCAAAUAAAAAAGAAGAAUAAACUUAUUGAUUCCGACUCGGAUGAGGCUUCCGAUAGAGAGGAACCAGCCAAGGGAAAGGACAACGUUACAGCGGAUGCACUUUUCGGUGAUGCUGAUGAUAUCAGCUCAGACGAGGCUUCGGAACGGGAGCGGGACGAACUGGAUGAGUUGGAAGAUGCACAGAAAAAGGAAAGCGAUCGGGAACGCUCCAGAAGCCGUGGUCGAUCACGAUCGAGAUCCCGAUCCAGAUCGAGGAGCCGAGGAAGCGAUCGAAGGUCUUCGGAUGAUGAAAGAAAACAAGGAUUGGCAAGGUUCGAUGAACCAAAAGAACCGGAACCAGAGCCGGAACCAAUUCCUGAGACACGUAUCGAUGUUGAAAUUCCGAGAAUCGUCACAGAUGUCGGCCGGGACUUGCAUUUCGUCAAGCUUCCUAAUUUUCUUUCGGUCGAAACGCGUCCAUUCGACACUGAAACAUACGAAGACGAAAUUGACGAAGAAGAAACCCUAGAUGAGGAAGGUAGACAACGUUUGAAGCUGAAGGUUGGUAAUACCAUCCGAUGGCGCAACAAUAUAGACGACGACGGAAGCGGCGUUCGAGAAACCAACGCUCGUUUAGUUCGAUGGUCUGAUGGCAGCAUGAGCCUUCAUCUAGGUUCUGAAAUUUUCGACGUCCACAAGCAGCCACUACAAGGCGACCACAACCAUCUCUUCAUCCGUCAGGGUACCGGUCUUCAAGGUCAAUCCGUGUUCAGAACCAAACUCACCUUCCGACCACACUCGACGGAAUCGUUCACUCACAAGAAGAUGACCAUGUCACUUGCCGAUCGCUCGACUAAAACAUCCGGCAUUAAAAUUCUCACCCAAGUCGGAUUCGAUCCGGACGCAAACCGCAAAGAGAACAUCAAGAAGGAAGAGGAAAAACUUCGAAUGGCCAUGCGAGCCAAACCCACAGCGAGCAAAUCCAGCAGCCGCAAACGAGACUCCGGCGCCAAUCAGAACAAUCCUUAUCAACAAGACGAAGGUUCGGACGAUGAAGGUGGAAUCUCCAUUGCAGCCAUCAAGAACAAGUACAAGGACGAUCGAUCGAAACCCAAGCAGGGAGCAGCGAUCUACUCUUCCGACGAAGAUGGUUCAGAUAUGGAUAUGGGUCGCAAGAAGAAGAAUGUCGACAAGAAGAGAGUUCUUAAGGCACUGGGUGACUCGGAUGAUAGCGAUGAUGAUUCCGCGCAUUCCGGUUCCGGUUCGGGAUCAGGCUCUGGCUCUGAGCAAGGAUCUGGUUCAGGAUCAGAAGCUGGUUCCGGAAGUGAAAAAAGCGUCGGUGAGAAAUCUGGUGGUGGUGUUGCUGUUGGCGUUAUUGAAGAUGAAAGUGACGAAUAAUUAUUAUUUUAAAUUACUUAAUCUUGUAUUAAAUGUAUAAUGUGCUAAGAACUCAAUAAAACUAAACUUAA
Ochlerotatus camptorhynchus is the source of this 2511-nucleotide messenger RNA. RefSeq names its product Another transcription unit (gene Atu). Gene Ontology annotation, molecular function: RNA polymerase II C-terminal domain phosphoserine binding. Gene Ontology annotation, cellular component: nucleus; Cdc73/Paf1 complex. Gene Ontology annotation, biological process: transcription elongation by RNA polymerase II; positive regulation of transcription elongation by RNA polymerase II. The transcript has 3 exons. The record is from RefSeq and is a predicted model, not a curated record. NCBI's taxonomy places the organism in Eukaryota, Metazoa, Arthropoda, Insecta, Diptera, Culicidae. Bases 134 to 2440 code for a protein of 768 amino acids.